This is a messenger RNA of Pseudocercospora fijiensis CIRAD86, 1196 nucleotides long. RefSeq lists its product as uncharacterized. The record is from RefSeq and is a predicted model, not a curated record. The transcript is spliced from 12 exons. NCBI's taxonomy places the organism in Eukaryota, Fungi, Ascomycota, Dothideomycetes, Mycosphaerellales, Mycosphaerellaceae. Bases 1 to 681 code for a protein of 226 amino acids.
AUGUCGUGGCCGCAGAUCCGCGAUGGAUCGAUUCAACAGGGCUUCCCUGCAUUCAUUGACAAAUUUGCCUCUUCACAAACAGGAGCGGAAGCGGCCCCUUGGUUCGUUGCAAUUUAUGAAGUCCAGGACGAGCAAUCGAGUGCGUUUACUCGGAAGCUUACGAUGCAAGGCCACCCGCUUUCGGAAGAAGUCUCGAAUACCCCAGUCGAAGAAGCGCCAAGGACAGAAGCGGCUUAUAGUCAAGACCGAAUUGGGAAGCAGGUUCGGUUCUUCUCGGAUGGUAUUUUGGACAUCGGCACCCAUGUUGACGAGGCUCAUACCACCUCUGGCAGGAAAGCCAGCUCUAUUUUCGGGCUGGUUUUGAUGCGCAAUAAUGUUCACAUUUCUUUGCCAAUACGAUCACCACAAGUCGUCGAUGCGCCGUUGUCCCGCAACGUCAGAGCCAAGCGGAGAACUUCACGUUUCGACACCAGCUCCCCGGGAGCUCAUCCGGGAACACAGAAGACCGACCAAGAUGCGUUUUCAUUGAAACAUGUGCAGCGCGACUGCUCCAGCGCCAAUGGGAUUCUCUUCAUCUUGUCGUUGGUACUGUCAUAUUUUGAUAUCAUGAGCCUGCUUCCUGUUCAGCCAAUGCUCCUGCUCCUGCUGAUAUGCAAUUUCGAUUUCUCAAUCACGCUAUGAAUCGCUUCGUAGAAGGGGCAGUAGGCUCAGGAGCCUGGUCGUAAAUUGAGUAGCUUGCAAUGACGCUCGCACUCCAAGAAGCAGAGGCCGCAGUUUCCGUUGGUGGGAGCGGAAUGAGGCUGUGCGUGUGGGUGGUGUUGGCAUUGCCGGUGGUCGUAUAGUUUGCCGUCACCUUCUCCUUGCCAUCAGCGAUACCUAGACCGCUGAUUGAGCGGUUGAAGAUGGCGAGUGAAGGUCCUGGCUGGUAAUAAGGAAUCUCAUGUCCAGCGUCGUACAAACGAACAAAGCUGAAGUUACCAUAUUCGCGAACUUCACCAGCCUGAAAGUUGGCAUCAGACCACAGGAAUGGAGCGUACCCUGCAGCGCGGAACUCUUUGCUGUGGGUGUAGUUGACGGCUAGAGAGAUAGCUUGCCCUCCAAACCAGUUGCAGAUGUAGUCUGCGUCUCCAUAUGCCAGAGUCACUCUCACACCACUAGCAAGGAUAUUUUCGAGGUGUCGCAUGAAAUUUGGAAAG